CUGUAAAGAUGGAGAAAUAUAGGACAGUGCUGAAUUUAGUUUUGAAGCAGCAUGCUACCCUAGGCUACGGCUUUCUGGCCUUAGCAACAGCUGGGGGAGAACAAAUAUUCUCUGUCGUUGUGUUCAAUUGUCCCUGUAAUUCUUGGAACUUUGCCUACAGUAUGGUUUUUCUUCUCGUCCCAGCCCUGGUAUUAUUUUUACUGGGAUACUUCAUAAGCAGCAGAACCUGGAAGCUAUGUACUGGCUGUUGCAUCAAUCAAGUAAAGCAUAGCUCUAAAAUAAUCAUUUGCCGUGGCAUAAAGAUUUUUGUACAAAUCACAGUGGGUGCUUUAGUAGCCCCCAUAACUUGGAUUUCUGUUGCAUUGCUGAAUGGCACUUUCUCUGAAUGUGGUAUGUGUGGCUAUUACAAUGAAUACCUCUUACAAACACUCUGCAAUAACAAAUCCAGUGACUGUCAAUCCAAUUUUUUUAAACUGCCUUGUGGCCAUUCAACAUUGCCUCUGCCAAUCCAGGAGGAUAUUCUUCUCACCAUACGUGCACAGUCUCAGGUCCUUGGAUGGAGCCUGAUAGCAGCCAUUGUGGUUUUUGCCUUGACUUCUACCUGCAUUUUGCGCUGUUAUUCUCCUGUCAGCUUCCUCCAAUUGCAGUUUUGGAAAACAUACAAGGAAAAGGAGAAUGAGUUGUUUGAGCAAAGAUCGGAGGAGCAUGCUAAAGAGUUGGCAGAAAGGAAUCUGAAGAGUUUCUUCGAAUCUGAAGAACCACAAGAAAUCAAAACCCCAAGCAGGGCAGCAUGGGAGGAGAUUUCCCUGCUAUACUCUUUCAGCAGAACGGAAGAGUACUAUAGCACAAUUCACAAAUAUGCAGACAGGAAGGCCGACAACACCCGCACGUCAUCCUCCACCAUUCACAUGGAUGUGCCUGCUGUACUGGACUUUGUUGAUGGUAAUAAAAAUUCUGUUGAUAGCCAUGUUUGAAAAUGCAUUCAGGCAAGGAUAACUGCAAUAAUUCUAAGCCUUCCAUAUAGCCUGAAAUAAGUAGUGUUUUUAAGCUUGUGUAUCAAAGUUAUGUUACAAUAUUUACAUUCGAAAUCUCUUUCUGGACAUACAACAACACUUUACAUAAGGUUCUAUGUGCAAUUUUUGUUACUUUUUAUAUAUUUUAUACACUUGCAUACAAUUAUUUUUUAUUGAGAAUGUAAGUAAUGCAUUGUGUUAAGGACCAGUUUUGUCAUCUAAUAAGUACUGGGUCUAAGGCCUGCCAGAGAGGAGUAGGUCUUAUGAGUCGUCAUGGUAAUGGAUUCAGGGAAUCUUAGAGGGUUUAUCUCUUCAUGAAGGAAAACAUAUUGGAAGCACAUUUUCAUGUGGGUACAUGUCUUAUCACCAUCUAAUCGCUAGUUCUUUGUAAUCCAAGUUUAAAUGACAUUAAAUAACUUUAUUAAUGCUUGAAAAGCAUUAACUGGUACAGUUUACAGAAGCUCUGCUUUCACUGCCAGAACUCCAUCCUGUGUGUUUUGGAAGGAAUACUGUGGAUAGAUUUGCCACACUUCUAAUAGAAAGCUGGGUUCAAUAGAGUGAAAGUUAGAGCUAGGGCUGUUCAGAACCCUAACAAUACAGUCCAAUUUGCACUUAUAUUUCUUAAAUUAUUGUAUUUUUCUGUUUGAAUUUUAUUGCUCUGAAGAGUUGGAACAGGAUAAUAUUACUACUUUUGCCCUACUGCUUUAUAUAUGCUAAAUCGGAAGACUUUACCAGGGCUACAGAUUUAUUAUAUGUUUCUAGAUCUCUCAAGUUUACUUUGUAUGCAAUAUACAGACUAAAAAGUUGUAAGCCUCUAAUCUAAUUGGUGCAUUGCCAAAUAAUGAUUGUUUAGAUCAUAUUCCUAACUUUCUACAAUUACAUAAUUUGAUGUAUAACAUUGACAUAUCAGUGAGGGCCUGCAGUGAGUAACUCACCUCCUAUCUCCUCAAAGCCUGUCCACUCUUUAUAAGGCACAUGUCAGGAGUUUGAAGGAAUACUCGUCACUUGGCUGGAUAAGUGCAGCUUCAACAACAAUCAAGAAGCUUUUCACCAUCCAGGACAAAGUAGCCCGCUUGAUUGGCACCCACAUCCACAAGGAUACACUCCCUCGACCACCCAGUAGCAGCCAUGUACACUAUCACCAAAUUCGCCAAAGAUCCUUAAGCAGCAUUUUCCAAACUCAUGACCAAUUCCAUAUGGAAAGACAAGGGCAGCAGACACAUGGGAACACCAUAAGCUGCCAGCACCCCUCCACUCCACUCACCAUUCUUACUAGGAAAUAUGUUGCCGUUCCUUCAGUGUUGUUAAGUCAAAAUGCUGGAAUUCACUUCUUAAUGUAAUUUAUAUCUUAAUGUCUUAAUAAUGUCUUAAUGGCCUACCUACAGCACGUGUACUGCAAGGGUUCAAGAAGGCAACUCAAGAAGGCCUUCUGAAGGACAGCCAGGGAUGGGCAAUAAAUGCUGACUAGAUAGUGACACCUCCCCCAAGUGAAUUUUUAAAAAAAAUUUUCUUUAGAGGCCAUGAAUACACAUUGGUUGGAGAUAAAAUUUCUCCUGGGCAAGAGCUGAUUGAUUUUCAUUUCCAUUGACUUCAAAGAGAAUAUGAAAUGGGAAGCUGAUUCUCUAUUGCCCGACACAAAUUACUAAUCAAGUGGAUUCAUUCUGAAACCACAGAAGCACCAAAAUAAUUUGACUUGAAUGCUCAAAAAGGAUAGACCCAGAAGAUAAAAUUUGGUUAGGACCUUUCAAUGCACAAACAUUUCUGGCACCUUUUAUCUCCUUUAACAAAAUUUUAUGUUGAAAUAAAGCUUUAUAAUGGUACAAUUUUAAUAAGAGAAAAUGUCAUUGAUAUUUUUAUUGAUGUAAUGUAAAGACAUUAUUGUAAAUUUUUAAGGAUAAACAAACUCUUAAAAGUUCUACUAUAGUUAGGAACAUCAGUAACCAAAAUUUAAAAAAUAAAUGACUUAUUUAAAUAGAUAUAUAUAUAUAUAUUUAUAAUGCAGCAUAGAUUUAAAUAUAACAGAUAUAUUGAUAAACUCAUGCCAGUGGCUGGGAAUUUCCCCAGAUCUACUCCCAGUCUGCUGCUAAAAUUUUUACAAAUGUAUACAUGAUUUAUUUUCUAUACCUUCCAGUGAAUUUGUGACAACAGAAUGAGAGCAACCCUGAGGGGGUUCCUGAAAAUUAUGCAACUUAAACUUAAAGUUUCAACAUUAUUAUAUAUAAUAUAUUCUUAGUUUUCUUGACAUAUCAUGAGCUCAUACCAUAAUAUUCUAUCAGAUAACAAGGUAACAGUGACAAAAGUGCAAAAGCAAAGAAUAUCAAAGUUUGUCUAGGAGUAUAACUAUUUGAUUUGUUAAUGAGUGACACCUAUGAAUGAAGAAUGUAAAUCCAGCAUAUAUUUAAUGAAAGAAAUUAUAUUCAUUGUCUGUAUGUUAUAGAAUAUAUGUUCCAACGAUGGCUGCAUUUAAUUGACAGCCAGUUUAAAUAUUGUAUGUUCAUUUGUGAAAUGACGAGCAUUAUGCUGAAAGACA
Molecule: messenger RNA, 3543 nt
Organism: Rhincodon typus (whale shark)
Lineage: Eukaryota; Metazoa; Chordata; Chondrichthyes; Orectolobiformes; Rhincodontidae
Product: calcium homeostasis modulator protein 6-like
Exons: 2
Coding region: 9-974 (321 amino acids)
Molecular function (GO): monoatomic cation channel activity
Source: RefSeq, a predicted model, not a curated record